CCCCCCGUCAAUCAGUAGGGCAUCUGUGAGAGUUCGCGCGAGACGCUGCGACGGUUUUUCCGACUCUCACCUGCACUUUAAACGCAGAAAACACCGCUCUUUUCCCCCGGUUGUUGACCUUCCGGCAGAAAGCGGAGGGAGGUCACGGCAGCGACGGACACGAGACUCGCGCAACGUCUGAGUUUUCGACAAGACGCGCUUACCAGCCGGGCUGCGUGCAUGCGCUGUCAAAGCACACUUUACCGAAGAAUAAAGGGACAGACACGGGAAAGAGGAAUGCUUUCCUCGAGUCCAGGUCGAUUUUUGCGAGUUGUUUCUCUGCACACACCCGCGAAUUUCUCUCGGGCUCUUCGACUCCGUUUCCCAUGCGGCUCUGGCUCUUCGUUGCAAUGCGAUGUGCGCUCUAGGGAACCCCAGUAAACGGGGGGGGCAUUUUCUCGUUAUGUUGGCUAACUGUCGAUCCAGAAGCUGACAAACAACGCACUGAAGAACGGAAGAGAAAAGUAAACGGAAGAAACUGGCAGAACAAGCGAGCGAGAGGAAGCAAGGGGAAGCGGCACAGAACCACAGAGACGGAGAGGCGAGCAGGGAGGAUAGACGGGAGACAAGGAAACGCAGAUGCGGGCGAGGGAGCAACAACCGAGGAAGACCAGAGAGAUGAGGCAAAACAGGACGAAGAAGCGAGGAACUGAGGCAGAGGGGUGGUAGGGGAAACACACAGGGAACCCAGACGAGGAAGCACGGACGCAAAUUCGGUCGAGAGUGACGCGCGAAGAGUCUUCAGGAAGCGGAAGGAAGUUGCUGGGACACCGAGGAAAACUCAAAAUCGGAGACGGCGAUAAUCUCUGGUGAAGAGGGAAAGAAAUGACAGCAGAAUGGAGACAAAGCUGCAACGUCUGUCUCCCUGGUAAUCUGCAAUGUCCCUCUGUCCAAGACUCACCCGCUGCCUUGUGUCUCCUACCUCUUUCGCCGAUUUCUUGUUUCUCCUGCCUCGGUUCCCCUCCGUCUCGUAGAUCCUCGCUUUUUCCCCAUCUGAAGGAUGGCACUCAGCUUUUCGGCCUCGGGUUGUUGGGCGUCUCUCCCGCCGACUCUGUCACUUGAAGACUUUUGCUUGGCGCACUCGCCGUCGGACCGAGAGCAGCAGGAGCUCCACUCGCGUCUCCCGCGUCUUCUGCCCACGGGCUUCUCGACUGUGCGCCUGUCUCCUCUCGCCCUCCUUCAGAUGUUUCUGCACGCGCGCCAAGGGAUUCCCCUCGAAGUCAUGGGCCUCAUGCUCGGCUCUGUUUCCCCGAUCUCUUCGUCUGUGAAGUCUGCCUCUUCGCCUUUAGAGCAGCUUGGCGACCAGGCGUUUGUAGUCCACUCCGUUUUCCGCUUGCCAGUUGAGGGCACAGAGACUCGCGUCAACGCAGGAGCCGAAGCCAACGAAUACAUGGUCGACUUCGUCCAGCGCGCCGAAGAAGCGCUUUCGCCCCCAGUGAGGCCAGACGAGCCAGACGAAGGAGUCGGACUCUGCGUCGUCGGAUGGUACCACAGCCACCCUGGUUAUCGCUGCUGGCUCAGCGGAAUUGAUGUAGAGACCCAGAAACUCCAUCAACGCGGCCAGGACCCUUUCGUCGCUGUUGUGGUGGAUCCCACUAGGACGCUGGCUACCGGCGAAGUCGAUAUCGGAGCCUUCCGCUGCUACCCCGAUCACUCGCAGAACGCGCGACUCGACUCUGUGCAGAAGAGCAGACACGACCAGGCCGGAGUGCCGGCGGAAAAGGCCUCGGACUUUGGUGUUCACUGGCGAGAAUACUACAAACUUAAUGUCGAACUUCUAUGCUCGUCUCUGGACGCGCUGCUCAUUGAAAGGCUCUCUGAGGCGGCCUGGUUUGCGCCUCUCCUCCGGGGACCUCAAGAUCAAACUGCUGCGACCCGGCGAGCGUACCGCACAUCGCAGAUUCUCAACGUCGCGAGCAAGGCCCGCCAAGCAGAAACUUCUUUCUUCCCCGCUCUGCCGAAGCCUUGCUCAUCCCUCUCACUCCACACCCCACACCCUGGGCCUUCUCCUGUCUCCUCGACCUCGAGCUCCAGCCGUUUGCAGGCUCCGGAAGAGGGCUCUGUCUCCGGUGGAAAGGCGACAGGGGAGGCGAGUUUGCUGGCGCGACCAGGAGCGCAAGAGCGCCUUGUGUGUUUACUGGAAGAAGAGGAGCAGACAGAACGCCUGCAGCAACAGUCCGUCGUGCUGCUACAGUCGCACCUUGAGAAGAAAUACGCGCGAAUCCUCCAGAACGGAGACCUGGCGAGCGCUGAAGAAGAGAGAGAAGACAGACUCGACGAACUGCUACGAGAGGCCCAUCAACUCGCCUGUGACCAACGACAGUCUGUCCUCUCUGCAGCCGUCGGGGACAUCAUCUUCGGCCGUGAAGCUGAGAGCACUUCGUGGUUGGCCAUAAAGAGGCGACUGCGAGAGGAGCGAGGAGGGCGCUCCUCGGCCUGUCCAAGUUGGCCAGGCUCCGUACGGCUCUGACAGGCGCACAGAAACAGAGUCCUACGGAGGGGCGUGCUACAACUGUUCUGUUUCUCGUAAGAGACAGAACGAUUCUCAAACCUAACACGAAUUGCGAGCUAAAUGGAAAAAAGGAAUCAGGGCACCGUUUCAAUCCUUAUUGAUAAUGUAGAAUUUAGCAAACAAGAGAAACCCCCGGGUCUCUUUCGCCCGGCUCAGGCGUGGCGUGAGAACGGCGCGAGACGACAGUUGAAAUGUAGUGAAGUGAAAAGCCGUUCUGUCUAAUCCUCUGAGUAGCUCGAGUCAGGAGCACAUUAUGUCAUGGCACGAGGAAAGAAACCUGAGACUGCAUUCGUUUUUGGGGAAUCGACUUCCCCUGUUGCUGCUGUCUUCUGGCAAGCUCAGACGCAACUGUUGUUUUCCUUCUCCCGCGCGUAACAGACAAAAUCGAUGUGUAAUUUCGUGCGACUCUGAAAUCUGAGAAACGCGGGGCUCUGUGCCUGACUGUAGAUCCGGGCGGCAAACGGGCAAGAGAGCGGAGAAGCACGAG
Messenger RNA from Toxoplasma gondii ME49, 3038 nucleotides. RefSeq names its product Mov34/MPN/PAD-1 family protein. The record is from RefSeq and is a predicted model, not a curated record. The transcript is spliced from 7 exons. Gene Ontology annotation, cellular component: COP9 signalosome; cytoplasm. Gene Ontology annotation, molecular function: metallopeptidase activity; deNEDDylase activity; protein binding. Gene Ontology annotation, biological process: protein deneddylation. Lineage: Eukaryota; Apicomplexa; Conoidasida; Eucoccidiorida; Sarcocystidae. Bases 1040 to 2509 code for a protein of 489 amino acids.